Molecule: messenger RNA, 3252 nt
Organism: Aureobasidium melanogenum CBS 110374
Lineage: Eukaryota; Fungi; Ascomycota; Dothideomycetes; Dothideales; Saccotheciaceae
Product: cytochrome P450
Exons: 2
Coding region: 1-3252 (1083 amino acids)
Cellular component (GO): cytosol
Molecular function (GO): iron ion binding; aromatase activity; FMN binding
Source: RefSeq, a predicted model, not a curated record
AUGCCUUGUCCUAUGCGGACUUCUGCGUCAGAUGUCGACCAGUCGAACACAGCAUCUCCAGAGUAUUUGCCCAUACCUCAACCUCCAGAACAUCUCUUUGGCCUGCUCGGCAACCUACCUGACUUGGAUCCUUCUUUCCCUUCCAAAAACAUAUGGAGUAUGCAACAGCUGUAUGGUCCCAUCAUGAAGUUGAAACUUGGCAGCGAACAAGUCAUACUCGGAGAUCAGCAGCACAUCAAUGAAAUUUGCGACGAGAAAAGAUUCCACAAAAAGCCGUCUGGUGCAUUGGUGGCUAUCCGAGCGCUGACUGGAGAUGGCUUAUUCACAGCCUAUGAUUCGGAGGUGAACUGGUGGAAAGCUCAUCGCAUGCUAGUGCCAGCUUUUGGUCCUAUCGCGCUUCGAUCCAUGUUCGACGACAUGCUCGAUAUUUCAUCGCAAAUGGUACUGAAGUGGGAUCGUCUGGGACCAGAAAACGAGAUCGAGUGCAGCGAUGACUUGACACGCCUGGCUUUUGACACUAUUGGACUUUGUGCUUUUUCAUAUAGAUUCAACGAGUUCUAUACGGACCACGCUCAUCCUUUCGCCCAACAGAUGGCCGAUGUCUUGACCGAAAGUGGUAGGCGUGUUAGCCGCCCAGGGUUCAUCAACAAUUACGUCUACCGCAGUGACGAGCAAAAGCGACAAGAGAAUGUAAAGAAGAUGCACGACCUCUGUGACCAGAUCGUAGCAGAUCGAAAGAAGAACCCUCAACCCGAGAACAAGGAUUUGCUGAACACGAUGCUGAACACUAUUGACAAAGAAACCGGGGAAGGCCUAUCGGACGAGAACAUCAGAUACCAAAUGGCUACAUUCCUUGUUGCUGGGCAUGAGACCACCAGCUCAACCUUAUCAUUCACCUACUAUAAUCUGCUAAAGAAUCCUGAUAAACUCCUCAAGGUGCAACGAGAGGUUGAUGAUGUAGUGGGCGAUAAUGUCUUGGAGCUGCAGCAUCUGCCAAAGCUUAAAUAUCUUGACGCCUGCAUCAAGGAGACUCUUCGUCUUAGCUCCCCCAUUAGCCGCUGGGGUGUUUGUCCACGCGAGGACACGAUGUUGCAAGGUAAAUACGAAGUCAAGAAAGAUGUUCAGCUUAGUGCCAACCUGAGGAGUCUCCAUCACGAUCCUGCUGUCUGGGGUGACGACCAUGAAGACUUCAAGCCAGAAAGAAUGCUCCAAUCCAAUUUUGAGAAGUUGCCUCCCAAUAGCUGGAAGCCCUUCGGCAACGGCAUGAGAUCGUGCAUCGGAAGAGGAUUUGCCGAACAGGAAAUGCUUAUCAACAUCGCGCUUGUGCUUCAGCGCUUUCAACUGGAACUGGCAGAUCCAGCUUAUGAGCUCGAGCUGAAAUCAACGUUAACAAUCAAGCCAUGGAACUUCAGGAUGAAAGCUCGUCGCCGACCAGGCAAAGCACUCACGGUUGGCAUUCCCGGAGGUGUAUCAGCUAACGCUGCGAAGAAACACGAAGAACAGCAUGGGUACGCUCAAGCUGCUCAAGCCCAAGACAGAUCCUCCGAUGCACCUCUGUCGAUCUUCUUUGGUGGCAAUACCGGAACCUGUGAAGCUCUCGCCGAGGACCUGAAAACAAAAUUGGCCGAUCACGGCUUGAGUGCUUCGAUCGAAAGUCUUGACAUAAUGACUGAGCAUACGCCAGAUCAACCUGUUGUGAUCAUCACCUCCUCAUACGAGGGUCUGCCACCUGACAAUGCAAAAAAACUCGUGGCAUGGCUGGAAGAUAUUAGCAACAAGAACACCUCUGCCUUGAACGGUGUCAAGUAUGCAGUUUAUGGAGUGGGAAAUUCAGAUUGGGCAAGCACGUUCCACAGGAUCCCCAAACUCGUUCAUGAGUUGAUGAAGAAAGCUGGCGCUGCAGAAGUCGUCGAUAUUGGACUCUCGGAUGUCAAAGCAGAUCUGUUUGGCCCAUGGGAAGACUGGGUAGAUCAGCUUAUAGAUGCGUUGAUGGAGUCGCGUGGUGCUCGACCUGUCGCUAAGGCCGUCACUGAGGUAAUCAUUCGCGAGUCAAAACUGACCUCACUGCUUGGCGGCAAAGACAUGAACAUCGGAACGGUAAUUGCGAAUGAAGAACUUGCAGGCACCGAAGUGGGGCCUGCGAAGCGACAUAUGGACAUCCGUUUGCCAGAUGGCAUGAGCUACACCGCGGGUGACUACCUUGUAGUGCAGCCUCGCAAUCCGGAUGAAACAGUGCACAGGAUCCUAUCAUACUUUGGUCUUCGCGAAAAUGACAUGCUUGAAGUCAAAGGAUCAUCCAAAGUCUUCCUUCCGACCGAGCCCACUCCUGUCGGCGAGUUUCUUUCUGGAGCUGUUGAACUCAGUCAGCCAAUCACGAAGCGUCAACUAGAGGCUAUCCUGUCACACGCGACUCCCGAACAGCAGGAGGAAUACAAAGGGUUCCUCCUGGACGCUUCUUACCAACACUUGCUUGAGAAGCGCUAUAGCAUCCUUGAUAUCCUUGAGGAGACCGCGAUCGCCCUUCCGUUUAGUGCUUACAUCGAUAUGCUUCCAGCUUUGACGCCUCGUCAAUACUCCAUAGCCUCGUCUUCUCUCGAACCGGCAAACAACCCACAGGCUAAGCAGCAUGCAGAUGUUGUAUCCCUGUGCUUCGACGUCCAUACUUCGCUGGCACUUUCUGGCCAUGGAUCUUUCUUCGGUGUCACAUCCACAUACCUGGCAUCUCGUCGCAUCGGUGACCGUAUCUCAUGCUUCGUCCGUCCCACAAAUGUUGGUUUCCGACUUCCAGGUAAUGUUGAGACACCCGUCAUUAUGUUCGCAGCCGGCACAGGCAUUGCGCCGAUGCGAGCUUUCCUACAGGAAAGAGCUGCCAUAGCAGCAGCUGGUGCACGAAAACUGGGACCCGCUAUCCUGUUCUUUGGCUGCCGCCACUCAGAGAAAGACUUCAUCUACCGGGAUGAGUUGGCCGUGUGGGAGGAACAGGGCGUCGUCAAAGUAGUACCGGCUUUCAGUAAGGGUGACUCUGGCCCGCAUUAUGUGCAAGACGCCGUUUGGGAGCAUCGCGAAGAGGUAGCGAAGAUGUUUGCUAAUGGCGGCAAGAUAUACCUUUGUGGAAGUGCGGCACGGCUGGGCAAGAGUGCUGCAGAAGUUUGCAAGAAGAUAUGGUGCGAGAGGAACGAGAAGUCGAUGGAAGAUGCAGAAAAGUGGCUUCAAAGUGUUAAGACUGAUCGAUACAUCAGUGAUGUAUACUGA